GGUAAAAUAGAAAGCCUUUUAUGGUUCUAUGUCAAAGCCAGAAAAUAAACUGUAAAAAAAAAUUGAAUUGGGGAUAUGUAGCUUUAGUAGAUGGUAAAGACUAUCUGAGUUAAAAGUGUGGAGCAAUUGUUAAAAAUCCCAAAGCAAGCUGAGAAGCCCUUCUAGAAGUAUGUGGAGAUGCUGGUGGAGAUCUUCACCUUGCUCCCCGGCACUGACCUGGCCAGCCUGGCCCAGGCCUGCACCAAAUUCCACCACAUCCUGCACAUCGACAGCAUCUGGAGACGGCGCUGCUGGGAGGAGUAUGGCAUUCGUGAAAACUUGCAGAACCUGGAGAUGAUCAGUAUGUCUUAUCGAGAAGUCAUGCGAAGAUGUUCCCAUAAAGAAACAUUUUGGGUUUGUGGCAGCUAGAUUAUAGCUAUGGAACACUGCUGAAUGUAGUGGUGGACGGCUUAUGCAUUACUGGUUGGACGUACAGGCCUUCCCUUAACACCCAUGUGCAUGGCCCAAUGCAAUUCGAGCCCUCGUUUAGAAUUCGCCUGACAGAGAGGAAAUCAGCCACGGUGGAGUACCUGGAAGAGAUCUACAGCAUUUUCCACAGCCGCCACAUGCAGAUUCAGAAGGACAGGCUCAGCAUCCAGUGGAUCAAGACAGACCACCGAAAGGAUUCACCAACACGGCUUAGGGGAGAACCGGAGCUGGUGCUGUCGCAGGAGGACAGACAACUGUAUGACUGCCUAACCUACAGCCGCCUCUUCCUCCCGCCGAGCCACCCGGACGACCUCAUCAGGCCAGGCCUCUUCCAAUGCAAAGACGAUGGCUUUGGCCUAAUGAUUGCCAUGCUCAGCUUCCAUGGGAAGUAUGCCAGGCUCAAGAAGGUCAUGGGAGACUUAAUCUGGACGUUAGAAAUCCACCUCAUGUACCGCAUCCAGCUGCGAGAUGGCAAGAUCUUCGCAACUUCAACGAGCUCUCCCGCGUGGUCUAGGAGAUUGAGGAGCAGGUGA
Myotis lucifugus (little brown bat) is the source of this 1001-nucleotide messenger RNA. RefSeq names its product F-box only protein 31-like. The transcript is spliced from 2 exons. The record is from RefSeq and is a predicted model, not a curated record. Bases 507 to 1001 code for a protein of 164 amino acids. Lineage: Eukaryota; Metazoa; Chordata; Mammalia; Chiroptera; Vespertilionidae.